Prionailurus viverrinus (fishing cat) is the source of this 1587-nucleotide messenger RNA. It is a transcript of the gene ACAD8, whose product is annotated as acyl-CoA dehydrogenase family member 8. Gene Ontology annotation, molecular function: acyl-CoA dehydrogenase activity; flavin adenine dinucleotide binding. The transcript is spliced from 11 exons. NCBI's taxonomy places the organism in Eukaryota, Metazoa, Chordata, Mammalia, Carnivora, Felidae. The record is from RefSeq and is a predicted model, not a curated record. Bases 52 to 1299 code for a protein of 415 amino acids. Gene Ontology annotation, biological process: lipid metabolic process.
GCAGUAGCGAACGUAACCCGCUUGCAGAUCCUGUGUGGAGCAGAGGCUACUAUGUUGCGCAGAGGCUGCUGGAGGCUGGGAAGGCCGCUCAUCUGCCUGCGUGGUGGUCUGCAGGCCCCCGCCCAGAGCGGCCGCCGGAGCUUGGUCUCCUGCAUCGAUCCUUCCAUGGGACUAAAUGAAGAGCAGAAGGAAUUUCAGAAAGUGGCCUUUGACUUUGCUGCCCAGGAGAUGGCUCCACAUAUGGCAGAGUGGGACCAGAAGGAGCUGUUCCCAGUGGAUGCUAUGCGGAAGGCUGCUCAGCUAGGCUUUGGGGGGGUCUACGUACGAACAGAUGUAGGUGGGUCUGGACUGUCACGGCUCGAUACCUCUGUCAUCUUUGAAGCGUUGGCUACAGGCUGUACCAGCACCACAGCCUAUAUAAGCAUCCACAACAUGUGUGUCUGGAUGAUCGAUACUUUUGGAAAUGAGGAACAGAGGUACAAAUAUUGCCCACCGCUCUGUACCAUGGAGAAAUUUGCUUCCUACUGCCUCACUGAACCAGGAAGUGGCAGUGAUGCUGCGUCCCUUUUAACCUCAGCGAAACAACAAGGAGAUCAUUACAUCCUCAAUGGCUCCAAGGCCUUUAUCAGUGGUGGAGGUGAAUCAGAUGUCUAUGUAGUCAUGUGCCGAACAGGAGGUCCAGGCCCCAAAGGCAUCUCAUGUAUAGUUGUUGAGAAGGGAACACCUGGCCUCAGCUUUGGCAAGAAGGAAAAAAAGGUGGGGUGGAACUCACAGCCAACCCGUGCCGUGAUCUUUGAAGACUGUGCAGUCCCUAUGGCCAACAGAAUUGGGGAUGAAGGGCAGGGCUUCAUCAUUGCCAUGAAAGGACUGAAUGGAGGGAGGAUCAAUGUUGCUUCCUGCUCUCUAGGAGCUGCUCAUGCUUCGGUCAUCCUCACCCGAGACUACCUCAACGUUCGGAAGCAGUUUGGAGAGCCUCUGGCCAGUAACCAGUACCUGCAAUUCAAACUGGCUGAUAUGGCAACAAGGCUGGUGGCCUCGCGGCUGAUAAUCCGCAGUGCAGCAGUAGCUCUGCAGGAGGAGCGGGAAGAUGCAGUGGCUCUGUGCUCCAUGGCCAAGCUCUUCGCUACAGAUGAAUGCUUUGCUAUCUGCAACCAGGCUUUACAGAUGCAUGGAGGCUAUGGCUACCUGAAGGACUAUGCUGUUCAGCAGUAUGUGCGGGACUCCAGGGUCCAUCAAAUCCUAGAAGGUAGCAAUGAAGUGAUGAGGAUGCUGAUCUCUCGAAGCCUGCUUCAAGAGUAAUACCCAGACUUGAUGUUCAGGCAUGACAGUUAAUGUACAACUUGAAUGAGCAUUGAGUGGUUCAUGUGGACUGUUGUGUUCCAGUUGAGUCAUGGAUUAGAUUGGAGGCCUGAGCUCUUUCACCUGGGCCCUUCAUCUGUGUGUUGAGAGCAGCAUCAGCUAAAGGACUGGGACAGAGUCUUGAGCAGAACUGGAGGAGCUGCCCUGACUGGGAGUAUCACAAGUAGACAUACUACCUUGUUUUCCUAAUGCAGAAAGGUGACCAGUAAAGAUUCAUCACCAAAUCAA